This is a messenger RNA of Puccinia triticina, 366 nucleotides long. RefSeq lists its product as uncharacterized. Gene Ontology annotation, biological process: maturation of SSU-rRNA from tricistronic rRNA transcript (SSU-rRNA, 5.8S rRNA, LSU-rRNA). The transcript has 3 exons. Lineage: Eukaryota; Fungi; Basidiomycota; Pucciniomycetes; Pucciniales; Pucciniaceae. Gene Ontology annotation, cellular component: preribosome, small subunit precursor; 90S preribosome; nucleolus. The record is from RefSeq and is a predicted model, not a curated record. Bases 1 to 366 code for a protein of 121 amino acids.
AUGAGAAGGCUCAAGAAGAAGGCCAAGGAACAGGCGGUCGUCGGCGACCUGAGGCCGGUUAUCGCAGCCCUAGACGAAGUCCUCACCACCACCACCACUACUGCUCCUAGCAAUCCUGUUGAGAAGAUUCUCCCAGCUCGCACCCUGCAAGAGCCAUCAACAGCCGCUGCUCAACCCAAGCCCUCCUCAAAAAAAGCCUUGUCCCAUAAACAGAAGGCAAAAGUCCUAGGCGAGGAGUCCAUCCGGUUGCCCGCGAUCCUGAGCCAUCCCGAGUUCAAGUCCAGAACUCAUCAUGAUCCUCCCCUACUCCUGAACCCCCACUCUCCACCCUGUAAUAUCCGUCGCAUGAAAAUCUCUUGGGGUUAA